AAUAACACCAGUUUAGUCAGCGAGUGACUGAGUGAUGAGCAUGAAGAUGAAAAUGGAGGAGCAAGAAAAUCUAAACCUAAUCCCCCCAACAGCAACCCUAGAAAUAGACAAAGACCUCACUCUCCUACCACGCAUCAAACUCAACCUCACCGUACACCCUUCCACACCUUCAUCCUCCAUAACAAACCAAAUCGACGAAUGGAAAACCAAACGAGCCUUACUCGAUUUUCUCCAAACCUCUCAUUCUCUUCCCUUUCCUCUCCCCGAAGAAGAUCUUCAAUUCAAACGCUUCAACAAAGACCUCAAAAAGCGUAAAUGCGAAGAUCCCGUCGUUUACGGUACACUCCACAUCUGGGACCUGUCGUUUUUGAGUGAGAAGAAUGAAAACGACGUUGUGAAAUGGAGGAAUGGUCUUCGGAAUGUCAAUCGGAGUUCCAGGCGCGAACCGGAUACGGUUGUUGUUAGUGGUGUGCCGUCGCGGUGGUUCGCGGAGACUAGGGUUUCUUCUAAACCUUCUAUGCUUGUUACUCAUACCAUUUUUUCAAAGUUUGGCAAGAUAAGGAAUUGGAUUCGUAACAUUGAGCAGCAUGCUUCUGACAAUGUUAACAAGAUACUGGUAGGCAACAAAGCUGAUAUGGAUGAAAGCAAACGGGGCCAAUGGAGAGGUGUUGACCCUGUCGUCUUUUUUAAAGAUGACACAAUUAUUAAUAGUAUAAGGGACUUUUAUGGGAUUGAUGAGGGUUUUCCAUUCAAUGGCCACCUUAUUACACGAAACAGUGAUACCAGUCACGUGAAAAGAAUUUACUAUGUCUCCAAGUUUGUCAAGGAUAUUCUUGAGUUGAACUUUUCAGCUGGGCAGCAACUGAAAAUAACCUCAGUUGGCAUGAAGAUGUUUGAAAGACAAACAGCACGAGAAGGUACCGAUGCACCAUGUGCUUUCAGGAUAUCAUCUGAAGGAUUGCCCCUUAUUCUCCCAUACAUAACAAAGCAAAUUAUACAGGCUUCUCCCGUGGACUUCAAGCAUCUUCUGCAAGACAAAGAUGUAAAAUUUACAGAUUUUGCUGAUGCCGAGUUUGGUAAAAAGGCAGAAAAUCUUUUGCCAGGCUGUUGCGUGAUAGUUCUGGGUAAAGAGAACACAGUUACUAAAGAGUCCCUCAAAGUUGAUGAGUCAACAAUAGCCAUCGGAUGCUGGAGGGGUAGGGCAAGGUUGUCAGUGAUGGUUACUGCAAUGGACUGCCAAGAAUUGCUUGAAAGGCUUUUAAUACGUCUAGACACAGAAAAGGGCUCUUCUGGGCAUGUCGGAGGUGAAGCUUGUACAGAAGUUGAACAAUAA
Molecule: messenger RNA, 1333 nt
Organism: Lathyrus oleraceus (garden pea)
Lineage: Eukaryota; Viridiplantae; Streptophyta; Magnoliopsida; Fabales; Fabaceae
Exons: 5
Coding region: 35-1333 (432 amino acids)
Biological process (GO): RNA methylation
Molecular function (GO): GTPase activity; RNA methyltransferase activity; GTP binding
Source: RefSeq, a predicted model, not a curated record